Aethina tumida (small hive beetle) is the source of this 1702-nucleotide messenger RNA. Its product is annotated as transmembrane protein 179. Bases 41 to 742 code for a protein of 233 amino acids. The transcript has 4 exons. The record is from RefSeq and is a predicted model, not a curated record. NCBI's taxonomy places the organism in Eukaryota, Metazoa, Arthropoda, Insecta, Coleoptera, Nitidulidae.
CAAACAAUUAAAUGUAUCGCAUUUCCAAAAAUAAUUAACAAUGGCAUUAACAAAUAUAGUUUUACUCAGUCAGAUAGCUGGACACGUAAUAGCAUUAAUAUUAUCAUUAUGUGUUUUUGUUCCUUUGAGUUUACACCAGAGUGAAUUUAAGGGACACUGUUUGUUAUUCUCAACUGGAGAAUGGCAAGAAGCAGAUGGACAAUUAAAAGUGAACUGGGCAUCAUCAUGUUAUUGUGACUAUGCUAUUUUUGUAAGUAUUUUGCUCGGAAUUGUUUCAUUGCUUCAAAUUUACAGAUUUUCACUCUUCUUGUAUAAGGGAACAGAUAGCUCCUUCCUGUCAGCAUUUUUUGAGGUGGUUUCUGGUAUUUUACUAUGUGGAAUGACCAUCAUAGCUGCUAUUAUGAUUACAUUAGGCUUCAUGGCUUGGUGUGAUAAUAUGACUGAAAGAUUCCCAUCUUGUGAACUUGCGGCAGGUCAAGAAAUUGAUAAAAAUGAUGGAAUAAACACAAAGAAUUUCUAUAUUGAACUUGGCACAGCACAAUUUGGAAUUUGGGGCUCCUUUACUACAUGGGUUGGACUGUCUGUCUGUGCCCUAAUUAAAUUGUGUCGCUAUCAUCAAAUUGAAAAUAUUAGAGUGUCAAUGUACAUUGAAAGACAACGUUUGGUGUAUGAAAAUGCAGAUUCAACUCCCUCUUUGGGUCAUGAAUCCAACAACAGUCAAAGCACAGCAACUGCAGAGUGAUUAUCUACUGGGAUUCUCAAGUAUCCAUAUCUUUUAAUAUAUGCUAUUAUUCAUAUAUCAUUACUUAUACACCACACUGUGUACCAGAUCGUAGGGUCAAAUUAGACAGUGAAGGUGACUAUAAUUAGUUACUCUAACAAAGUAUACACUUUAAACCCAUGAAGUGAUGAACAUUUUAUGCUUAAUUUACCUAUAUCUAUUAUUGCUAGGUUUCUGUAGAAGCUAACAUAUAUAUAUCUUUGUAGAGUGACCUUAAUCAAGGUAAAUUGCUGUGAUAAUAACUUCGAUAUUUGCUACAAUUUGGUAUAAAAAUAUCUGCUAUUGUAGUCUUUGACAAUUUUAUACUCUCCUUUUCUUCAUAAUUUUUACAUUUUAAUGGAUUUUUAUACAUAUAUAAUUUUAUACAUUUGUACACAUUAACUACACAUUUUAUUAUUUAAAAAUAAUUACCAAAACUAUUUAAUUAAUAUAUGUUAUUGUAAUAUUUAGUAAUGACUUAUACAGAAUUAUAACAUAAGGUUGUAUAUUCAAUUUAUCGUAAAAAAGAUGGAUAUUUUUAUAUACCAAAUUGAAUAACUACAGAUAUUCAAAAAUAUUAAUUGAAUUAUUGAAAGAUGUAUUUAUUAUUGUAUUUUUAUUUUUAGUUAUUAAAUAUAAACCCAUGUAAACAUUAGAGUAACUUUUAUUUUUUUCUGAUAUACGUUCAAACGGCAUCAUAUAAGAAUUUAAAAAUCAAAGUCUAGUCAGAUUAAUCACAUCAUUAAAGUAUGCCUAAAUCAAUAAAUUAAUUGCUGACUGCAGAAGGUAAAAAAAUAAGUUAUGCGAAUAACGUGAGAUGGCAUGGCUAACUUUUUUUACAAUCAGACAAAACGGAAAAAUCUGAAUGAAAUCCUUUCUUGUAUACUAGGCAAGUUAUGUGUGUUAUAUUAAUUUGUCCUAUUUACUUUAUACUGUAGUAUA